Molecule: messenger RNA, 492 nt
Organism: Vigna angularis (adzuki bean)
Lineage: Eukaryota; Viridiplantae; Streptophyta; Magnoliopsida; Fabales; Fabaceae
Exons: 1
Coding region: 1-492 (163 amino acids)
Source: RefSeq, a predicted model, not a curated record
AUGCUAAGAACCGGACGGUAUAACCGACAGCCAUCUGAGCAAUUCUCAGUGUCGUUGGCCCACCACGGUCGUACUAACGACGAUAACCAGAACGACAAUCCGAACGGUAACCCGAACGGCAAUCCGAACGGUAACCCGAACGAUAAUCCGAUCGGUAACCAGAACGACAAUCCGAAUUGCAACCCGAACGACAAUCCGAACGGUAACCAGAACGACAAUCCGAACGGUAAUCCGAAAGGUAACCGGAAUGAUAACCCGAACGGUAACCCAAAUGGUAACCGGAACGGUAAUCGAAAUGGUGACCCGCACGGUCAUCCGGAAAUAGGGGAGCCCAUCGAUUUACUGCCAUUCAUGGCUGCAAUCAUGCAGGCUCCAAUGCCCGAGAGAACUCCUCCAACAAUAGAAAAGUAUGAUGGAUCCACUGAUCCGGAUGAUCACAUCAGGGCAUUCCUCAACUCAAUGGCGUUUUAUACAAGCAGUGACCUAGUUUAG